AUGUUCACUGUAAAGAGUGCCAAAGAGCAACUUCUCUCUCAAGGCGAAUCGUCGGCUUUGGCGAGUCCUGAUCAAUCAUUUUCAGAUUUAGAAGUUAUGGAUCAGCAUUAUUUUACUUUCUCGACACGUGCUUUAAAUAUGCCUCCGCCUUUACCAAACGAGCGUGAAAAUACAGAAUUUACUCCCACUUGGACUGUUGAGUUACCACAUACAACCACUUCAAAUUUCUUACAAAUACCAAUGAAAAUAGAAGCAGAAACGGAGACACCAACACUAGCACCGUAUUUGAAAUUCGAAAAACACGAAGUAGAACAUUUCGGCUCUUUACCUACUGAAGUUGAGGAAUUAAUGCAGUCUGCUG
Molecule: messenger RNA, 361 nt
Organism: Cetraspora pellucida
Lineage: Eukaryota; Fungi; Glomeromycota; Glomeromycetes; Diversisporales; Gigasporaceae
Source: the annotation of a GenBank genome assembly